Hevea brasiliensis (rubber tree) is the source of this 966-nucleotide messenger RNA. RefSeq lists its product as uncharacterized. The record is from RefSeq and is a predicted model, not a curated record. The transcript has a single exon. Bases 1 to 966 code for a protein of 321 amino acids. Lineage: Eukaryota; Viridiplantae; Streptophyta; Magnoliopsida; Malpighiales; Euphorbiaceae.
AUGCUUGGAAUUCCUGUAGAGGAAGCAAAAGCAAAAGAAACCAUCAAGGGAAGCACACAUGGGUGGUAUUGGACUUACAUCAAGACAUAUUUGGAUCUGUACAUUCAAAACAGGCAAUGGGAACAGGUUUCGUUGACACUAACUUUGGGGAUUUACGGCCUGAUCUUAUUUCCCAGACCUUUGAGAGUCAUAACUCACAGUGUCACAGAGAUGUUUUGGGUAGUAAAGAAGCAAAACGUUAAUCCAAUACCUACAAUCCUUGCAGAGACCCUUUUGACCCUAACCUAUUGCCGACAACAAGGUAAGGGAACCAUCAAGUGCUAUUUCCAAUUGCUACAUCUUUGGAUCCUCAGCCACAUAUGUCCUUUGGAAACUAAGGGAUUAACUUGGUAUCCCAACCAGCCGCUCAUUGAAAAAAUGACUAGAUUGACAAUAAGUCCAAAGAAUGAACUGCAAUGGCAAGAGCAGAUUCUAAGCUUCAACAGUCACAACUACUACUGGAGGAAGUUAUGGUCUGUGGGUCAGCCUAUUUUGUCCAGUACAGGGGACAAUCAUUUGGUACCUUUGAUCGGAUUGACCGGAUAUACAAGUUACAUCCCAGCUUUGGUAAUAAGGCAAUUCGGUUCAACCCAGCUUGCACCCAAUGUUGAAGUACUUCAUCAAGCUCAUUUCUUUCAUGAACCCGGCAAAGAGGAAGAACUGAAAUCAUUUCGCAAGUCCUGGGAAAAGGUUACCAUGAUUGAACGGUCACCUAAAGGGCUAAGUACCAUGGAAGAUUACCUCAGAUGGAGGGCAAGCAGAGAUCAGGGAUACCCAAUUUUCGAACCUGCCAAACCAAAGUGCAACACACCCCAUCGGGAAGUGCUUUCAAAAGAAGUUAAUGUCAAGUUGGUCAGCUCUCUACAGAGUUCGAAUGCCAAGAACCAGCGACUACAAGAACGGAUAAGGCAGUUCAAAGAUCGAUAG